Molecule: messenger RNA, 465 nt
Organism: Parnassius mnemosyne (clouded apollo)
Lineage: Eukaryota; Metazoa; Arthropoda; Insecta; Lepidoptera; Papilionidae
Source: the annotation of a GenBank genome assembly
AUGGAGAAUAGGCGAUAUCCAAGCGUGGUUGACUUAAAAAAUUUAAAUUUUGAAGAAAAAAUAGUAAAAGCUAAUUUAUUGGAAAUUGUAGGUCAGGAGAAAUACAAAUACAAACAGUAUGUUGUAGAUGAGAUGGCCGCAGCACAAGGCAUUCCAGUGCUUAGACUGCCCCCAUAUCAUUGUGAGCUCAACCCUAUUGAAUUUGUGUGGGCUCAAGCGAAGGGGCAUGUCGCAAGACACAACAGAAGUUUUAAAAUGGCGGAAGUUAAAAAACUAUUACUGGAAAUUUUAAGUAAUGUUACUCCUGAUAAAUGGCAAAAAUGUAUCAGCCAUAAAAUCGAAGAAGAAGAUAAGAUGUGCACUUUCGACGAUUUGAUUGACACAGUCGCAUACUCUUUAAUAAUUCAUGUCAGCGAUGAUGAUGAUGAUGAUGAAGAUUGUGAUAUAAGCAUUAAUGAUGAUUAA